This is a messenger RNA of Siniperca chuatsi (mandarin fish), 2575 nucleotides long. RefSeq names its product NOC2-like nucleolar associated transcriptional repressor (gene noc2l). Gene Ontology annotation, molecular function: transcription corepressor activity; histone binding. The transcript has 18 exons. The record is from RefSeq and is a predicted model, not a curated record. Bases 117 to 2381 code for a protein of 754 amino acids. Lineage: Eukaryota; Metazoa; Chordata; Actinopteri; Centrarchiformes; Sinipercidae. Gene Ontology annotation, biological process: negative regulation of transcription by RNA polymerase II; ribosomal large subunit biogenesis. Gene Ontology annotation, cellular component: nucleoplasm; nucleolus; Noc1p-Noc2p complex.
GUGUAAACGCAUUUAGCUUACGAUGUAGCACCCAUGAAACAUAAAACCAACACCUUCGUUUUGCACCGGGGGAUUGUGGGUAUUGAGGUAAAACGGUAUCACGUUUUGGAUCCAGCAUGGCAGGGAUACAGAAAAGGAAAUUAGAAGACCUCAGUGUGGAUGAGUUCCUGCUGUCAGGUGCUUUUGACUCUGCAGGUGAAGAUGAAUCUGAAGAAGAGACUCCCAAACAGAAUGGACUCAAUAAAAAGAACAAGAAGAAAGAUCUGAAAUCUGCAACCUCUAAGACUGAUGAAAACAAGAAAGGUAAGGCCUCUGAGCAUAAAGACCAGCUGUCCAGGUUAAAGAACAAAGAUCCAGAGUUCUACAAAUUUCUGCAACAGAACGACCAAACGCUCCUAAACUUUGACGACACAGACAGCUCUGAGGAUGAGGAUGAGAAAAAGUACCACAGAUUGCCAUCCACACUGGAGGAGGCCAGCUCUGGUGAGGACGAGGAAGAUAGUGACGAGGGUCCGAAAGCUUCGAAGAAAUCCAAGAAGGCAGCAGAGGCUAUCAAAGUCACAGACAAAAUGAUUGAAGACUGGAAAGCAGCUAUGAAGAAGGAACCCACACCUCGUCUCUUCAGAGAAGUCACCCAGGCCUUUAAGGCCGCUGUGGCUACAACCAAGGGUGAAGGAGGGGCUCAAUGUCGAUACAAAGUGGCUGACAGUUCAGUGUUCAACGCCUUGGUCCUGUUCUGUAUCAGAGAUAUUUAUGUGGCCCUGCAGAGGAUGCUCAACCUGAAGCCAGAUAAAGACCAGAAAAAGCUAGCGCUCCCAUCGUCUAGUCCAAAGUGGCAGAAGAAUCAGAUCGACAUCAAGAUGUACCUCAGUGGCGUAGUUCAGCUAUUAUCCUGUCUAACAGAGGCUACAGUCAUCAGCGCUGUCCUGCGGCACGCCAACCAGCUCGUACCUUAUUACCUUUGUCUACCCAAACAGUGUCGUCACCUGGUUAAGCAACUGAUGAAGCAGUGGAGCACAGGGGAAGAGACAAGUCGGGUUCUCGCCUUCCUGGCCCUCAACAAAAUCUGCAGACACAAGCAGGAAACAUAUCUUAAUCCAAUUCUCAAGCAAAUGUACAUUUCCUACGUACAAAACUGUAAGUUCACAUCGCCCAAUGUGCUGCCCAUGAUCAACUUCAUGCAGCGAACUCUAACAGAGAUGUACUCCCUGGACACACAAGCCAGUUACCAGCACGCCUUCAUCUACAUCCGACAGCUGGCCAUCCACCUCAGGAACGCCAUGACCAUGAAGAAAAAGGAAACGUACCAGUCAGUGUAUAACUGGCAGUACAUCCACUGUCUAUACCUCUGGUGUCGGGUCCUCAGCACCUUGCACCCCAGUGAUGUACUCCAACCUCUCAUCUAUCCACUCUGCCAAGUCAUAAUUGGCACCAUCAAACUGGUGCCCACAUCAAGAUAUUACCCUCUGAGGAUGCACUGUUGCAGAGCCCUCACCUUGCUGUCUAGCAGCACCAACACAUUUGUACCUGUUCUGCCUUUCCUCGUGGAGAUCUUCCAACAGGUGGAUUUCAACAAGAAACCAGGGCGAAUGAGCAAGAAACCCAUCAACUUUGCAGUCAUCCUAAAGCUUAGCAAGGUCAACCUAAUGGAAAAAGCCUACAAGGACGGGUUGAUUGACCAGCUGUAUGACCUGGUACUGGAAUACUUCCAUACUCAGGCCAGUUCCAUCGGCUUCCCUGAGCUCGCCCUGCCCACCGUCAUUCAGCUGAAAGCAUUCCUGAAGGAAUGCAAAGUGGCCAAUUACUGCAAGCCGGUGCGCCAGCUGCUGGAGAAGGUACAGGAGAACAGCAACCACAUCACAGGACGGAGACAAAAGGCUGCCUUCGGAGUGGCCGAUGCCACCGCUGUGGCGACUUGGGAGAAGCAGAUCCAGGAGGAGGGGACACCACUCAGCAGGUACUACAGCCAGUGGAAGAAGCUGAGGGAGAAGGAGAUCCAGCUAGAGAUAUCUGGCAAAGAAAGGAUGGAGGAUCUGGAACUCCCUGAGAUCAAACGAAAGAAGAUUCAGGAGAAGAAGACAGAGGACAAGAAGGAGUUCAAGGAUCUGUUCCAGUCUGACAGCGAAUCAGACGAAGAUGACGCAGGACUCAAAAUCAAAGGUAAAAAGGGCAGUCGUGGGUCGGAUGAGGAGGAUCUUGAAGAUCUGUCUGACAUGAGCGAUGACGAGGGGAUGGAGGGUGGAGACUCAGAUGAUGAGGAUGAGGAAGGGGAUGAAAAGGCCUCCAAGGCUCCUCAGCCGCUGUCCUCCUCUGCUCUGAUAAAGCUGGCAGAAGGAGGCGAGGAUCUGGUGGAGGACCUGGAGCUGUCUGAUGAUGACUGAGGUUCAUGGAUGCACACACUCAAGACUUUUGUGCUCUUCACUUUACCAACCAUCUAUACUUAAAAUUAUAUUGGACUUUUUGCUAUUUUCUUUGCUUUUGAAUUUUGUAUUACUUGACCUGUACAGUACAAACAUGUUCUUGCUGUAAUUUUAUUACGCAUUGAAAUUGUAAAAAAGAAGAGUUCAAGAAUCCA